Messenger RNA from Morus notabilis, 921 nucleotides. RefSeq lists its product as uncharacterized. The transcript is spliced from 2 exons. The record is from RefSeq and is a predicted model, not a curated record. Lineage: Eukaryota; Viridiplantae; Streptophyta; Magnoliopsida; Rosales; Moraceae. Bases 1 to 921 code for a protein of 306 amino acids.
AUGGCGAGAGGGAACAAUCGUCAGGUCCAAAUCACUGGUUCCUCCGGUUCCCCUAGCUCGUCACAAAUGGAAGAUUCAAGUAGCCCAUACUUUCUUCACAACGGGGAUCACCCAGGGCUGGUCCUAGUCUCUCAUCAUCUCACUGGUUCCAACUACAAUACUUGGAACCGAACAAGAUUGGCUAGGGAUAUAGCUGAUAGUUUACUCUAUGUGGACACGACUCUUGAGAUCUGGAACAAUCUUCAUGAUCGGUUCAAUCAGAGCAAUGGUCCACGAAUUUUUCAACUUAAAACUUGUCUAACUGGACUGCAACAAGGAUCCAUGGAUGUGAACACUUACUACACUAAACUGAAAAUUUAUUGGGAUGAACUUAAGGUUUUUCGGCCUAUACCAGUUUGUAGAUGUGGAGGAAUGAAAACCUGGUUAGAUUACCAACAUCAGGAAUAUGUUAUGCAAUUUCUUGUUGGUCUCAAUGAGUCUUUCACUCAGAUUCGUUCUCAAAUCCUAAUGAUGGAUCCCUUGCCCCCAAUUUCAAAAGUGUUUGCACUUGUGCUCCAAGAAGAGAGGCAGAGGAUGAUUGGUCAAGUUCUACCUCCUUCCUCUGAGCCAAACAUUUUUAGUGCUGAUCAGAAGCCCUUAGUUGCUGCCUCUUCCGCCAAUUUGAGCCAGAAGUUCAAACGUGACAGACCACAUUGCACACACUGUGGCUUGCAAGGGCACACUGUUGAGAAAUGCUAUAGGAUUCAUGGUUUUCCUCCUAGGUUCAAAACGAAAGCAAGGGGUCCACAAGCCAAAGCUCAAACAAACCAAGUUGCUGCGGUUUCUUCAGAAGAGAAUUGCUCUGCUUCCUCAGAACCCCUCAAUGCCCACACAUCUAAUCAGUGCCAACAGCUCAUUGCUCUCUUGACCACACAGCUGUAA